This is a messenger RNA of Cuscuta europaea, 9680 nucleotides long. NCBI's taxonomy places the organism in Eukaryota, Viridiplantae, Streptophyta, Magnoliopsida, Solanales, Convolvulaceae. The record is from the annotation of a GenBank genome assembly.
AUCUCAAGCGUUAUACGGUUAACCGAUCCGUUUCAGGAUUAUGCGUUCUCUCCUUCACGACCUUCUUAUUCACUCUCCCUUCGAUCUAAUUCUCUGAUACCUCCGACGACGUCGCACGGCCUCUCUCUACAGAUAGCCAUAGAUAUUAAUUCGUUUUCUCCAAUCGCGUUUUCAGUGUUUUUUUGUGUUCAUUCCCUUUUGAGGAAAUCUACGGGGUAUAAUUUAUGCAGCCUAGGGUUUCUAUGAUGACGCCGUCGCCUACAACUUUCUCGGCGAAGCAAGAGUUCGACACGCCCACGAACAAUCUGUGGGUUGGCAAUCUCACCCCCGACGUGACUGAAGCCGAGCUCACCGCUCUGUUUGAAAGGUACGGCCAGGUUGACAGCAUAUCCUCUUACUCCGUCCGCAGCUAUGCCUUCGUCCACUUCAAAACCCUAAAAGAUGCCAUGGCCGCCAAGGAGGCGCUGCAGGGAACAUUGCUCCGUGGGAUUCCUCUUAAGAUUGAAUUCGCGAAACCGGCUAAGCCAUGCAAAAGCCUGUGGGUUGCUGGGGUAGGCCAGUCUGUUUCUAGAGAAGAGUUGGAGGAACAUUUUAAGAAAUUUGGUAAAGUUAUAGAAUUCAAAUUCACAAGGGACCGGAACACAGCUUAUAUUGACUAUGCUCGAUUGGAAGAUGCAACUGAAGCUCUUAAAAAUAUGAACGGAAAGCAUAUACGUGGAGACCAGAUUCGUGUGGAUUAUCUCAGGUCACACCCUGCAAGGAGGGAGCAAGGCCCUGACAUUCCGAAAGAGGGACAGCUUCCUUACAGGGGUGUUCCGCAUACACAAGAUUAUAUGAAACCUUACUCUGGGCCAUUUCAUGCUGGGACCAAAAGGCAACACUUUGAACCACAAUUCCAGCAGCCUUUUGGGGGCAGAGAUUGUCAGCCAAGUAAGAUCUUGUGGAUAAGCUAUCCUCCCUCUGCUCAUAUUGAAGAUGACAUGCUUCACAAUGCAAUGAUUUUGUUUGGUGAGAUUGAGAGAAUAAAAACAUUUGAUGAUCGAAAUUAUGCAUUAGUUGAAUUUAGGAGUGUGGAAGAAGCGAUUCUUGCCAAGGAAGGGUUGCAGGGAAAGCUUUUUAAUGAUCCCAGAAUAUCCAUCGAGUACUCAAACAGUGGGUUUCCUCCAGCAAGAGAAUAUUUUGCACACCAUCCAUCACAAAUGGGAGGCAUAUUGGAUCACAAUCACUCACUCCUUCCUAAUAAUAACAUUCAUGGGCUAUUGCCUCGUGGUAUUCACGGUUUCAAUAUGCUGAGGAGGCCUUUGGGCCCCCCUCCUCAAAACAGGUUAGAUCAUAAUACUCCCGGCUUUGAAUAUCCAAACGUGGCAGCAAUACACAAAUUACAAGAAUCAGGUCCUCAUAAUCUGAUGGGUGGACCUGAGUGGGGACGCUCAUCACCUGUACCUGAAGCUUCUCCUACAGGUGUGCCAAAAUCACUGAACAGACCAGCAGCAUCUGGUGGUUGGGACGUGUAUGAUGCUUCUGCUUCCCAAGUGCACAGGGAAUCUAAAAGAUCAAGAGUUGAUGAUGCCUUGCCUCAUUAUGAUGUUCCGUUUCCCCCUAAAAGAUUGGAUGAUCAAACAUUAAAAAUUGAUGAACGAUACAAUAUGGGUUCAGUUGGUAACAUUAGGGGAAGGCAUCACCCAGCAGAUGAAAGGGGUACCCCAGGUCAUGAUUAUAUAUGGCGUGGCCUUAUUGCCAAGGGUGGGACACCAGUUUGCCGUGCUCGUUGUGUUCCCAUUGGUGAUGAGAUCGAUUCUCAGAUUCCUGAUGUAGUCAAUUGCUCAGCCCGGACUGGGUUGGACUUGCUAACUAAACACUAUGCAGAUGCCGUUGGAUUCAAAAUUGUCUUCUUCUUGCCGGAUAGGGAAGAGGAUUUUAGUUCAUAUACAGAGUUCCUGAGGUACCUAGGAACCAAGAACCGUGCUGGGGUCGCAAAAUUCAAUGACAGUACUACUAUGUUCUUGGUACCUCCAUCUGAUUUUCUCACAAAUGUUCUGAAUAUUGCUGGGCCAGAGCGUUUAUAUGGGGUAGUAUUGGAAUUUGAACAAGUGCCUGCCACGUCUGUACAGGCACCACCACUGCCAAUGGACACACUUCAACCACCUCCAUUUGUAGAUCCUCCACAGAAGAUAACAUCCUACCAUCAGCCUGCAUACAAUAUGAUGCCUCCUAAGGAUUCACAAAUGGACUAUAACAAUGUUGCCUUACGAGAAGACGUGAAACUCCCUCCAAAAAUAGCUACUAACGAAUCUGUUCCAUUGCAUGCAGCUCCCCCAAAUAAUAACACAUCAAUACCUCCUCCUCAAAGCAGUGUUACUUUAACGCCUGAACUUAUUGCAACUCUCACUUCUUUAUUACCACUUAAUAAUUCCUCUGGUUCCGAGUACAACACAACAUCUCCUACUUUAGGUCCUGUGUUAAAUAAUGUGACCGUUGCACCACCAGAAAGACAGGAUACACAGGGGUGGGGAUAUGAUCAACUGGCACACCAUAACCCCCAAGUCUACCCUUUACCUCCAACCCAAGUUCAUCAUCCGCUCUUCAAUGGCCCCCACAGCCAUUCUGCUCAUGGAGUGGUUGGGUUCAGUCAAAUUCAAGAGCAGCGCCCUUAUGACUUUCAAGUGCGGCCAACUGCGUCAAGUAAUGCAUUUGCCUCGACGACUAACCCAGUACAAAGUGGGAAUAUGGCAGGCCCAUCGCAUGUUGACCAACACAAUCCACAUGGAUCUUCUCAGGGUCCACUUAUUCAGAACCCUGGGUUUUUUGGAUCAGAUUCUUCUUCAAUGUAUGGUUCCACAGUGCUUCAGCAGCCCACUGUGUUGCCCAAUCAGGCAAUGAAUCCCCAGCCUUAUGCUAAUACAACCCCCCAGGCUUCGGGACCUGGAGGGAAUGCUGCCCCCUCUCAACAACUUCACUGUGAGGCAGGACAGGAAAGUUGUGAGUCCGAGGAAAAUAAGAAUGAGAGGUACAGAACAACAUUACUAUUUGCUGCAAAUCUGCUAUCGCAGAUUCAUCAACAACCAAAUAGUCAAACUGGUCAAGGAUCAUGAUUACAUUCAGAUGGUGCUUCCAUUUGUUCAGGUAAUUUAUCAUCACCUUGUUGUUUGGAUGAGCUCUAAUUGUCCUUGUGAUUGAACUUUAGGGUGUGUGCAUUAUCUGUCUUAGUUUGAUUUUUCUGUUGUCUGAAGUCUGCAACUAAGUUGUAGGUAGCUGAAAUUUUCUUUUCUGACCUCUUUCUUUAGAGCUAUAGCUUGUAACGAUAUGAGCUAAAAAAGUUCAGCGUUAUAUUAAUAUUGAUACCAAUUUUUUAAAUAAUACUACAUCCAUCCCCAAAUAGAGUCAUGUUCAACCAAAUUAAAUUUGUUUGGGUGGGGUAGAGCUGCCAUAAAUUCUAAAGCGUACUUGUAUUUUUUGGCGAACUAAGUUUAUCAGGGAAACUAUAUGUACCUAUUUUUUAUUCGAUCUAUUGAGGAAUUACAUAAAAAAUUAUCUUUUUUUGAUCAAAUUGGACUCUGUUGGAGAUAUAGAUAGUGUCUCGGAUGGAGUGAGUAAAAACCCCUUUUCAUCUCACUAGAAAGGAACCCAGUCAAAACAAUUGGUCUCUCUACAUAGCCAUUUACACUGGUUUUGAUAGACAAUUUCUUUCAACCACCGCUUGCACAUCAGAGCUAGUCCUCUUUUUCUGUAUCCAUGAAUACCAAACUCAUAUAAUCCUUGCAACAUUUAUCUCAUAUAGUCAUAUUCUGAUCUCUUAUUCCUGCGGUCCUGCCUAAUGGAAGUCUAAAUGCACAGAUUUCAUACACAUCAUUGUUAGUUUCCGAGUGAAAUAGAUAACCAUCAUCAUAUUAAGAGUGGAAAAUGAGAUUUUAUAUAUUUAUUAUUUAGACUUAUUUUAGACUUUUGUCUGUUAGGAUAUUGCAAAGACGAAUAAAUCUUAAAAAAGUUGACGUGUCAUGUUUUUACAAUUCCAUGAAAAUAAAUGGUUGCUCUUUACCCCCCUCCAUUUAUACAAUUUUAAAUCCAUGAAAAUUAAUAUGAUGUCAUCUUGCAUUGCUGUGGUUCAUAAGCUGAUUUAUUAUUAACAUGCUAUUUAGAAAAUAAAAAUAAAAAUUGAAGUCUUUAGUUCUAUGUUUAUAUCUUCGUAAUUAAGCGGAUUGCAUGUGCUUCCUUUGGUAAUGUGCAUUCUUGUACAUAGUUGUACUUUGAAAUACAAGGGUGCCAUUAUUUUUUACUUUUCGUAGAGGCGUGCACAUUUUUUCUCUAUCUGUGUGUGUGUCAGUGAAGUAUUAGCAGGCUUGGGGUUCCUAAGGGAGACAUAUUUACAGCAUUUUCUAGUCUUGCUUGGACCUGGUCAAGUUUAUUUGAGUUGUAUGUAAAUUGAAAUGAUGCACUUCUACUGAAAUCUUAUAUCAUCUGAGUUGUGAAAUAUUGCAUGUUUGUGCAAACUAAAUGAUUGAUCCAACUAUCCAAGAUGUCUUGAAACCUUCCUACCCCAAGGAGAAAAAAACAAAAACAAAAACUUCGUAGUUGCUGUACAUAGCUAAUGAUCAUCAAAUAUUUUGUCUGUCUGCGAACUGAUAGACAAACUUCCAUACUAGUAUCGAAUUCACAACUUUGGCAAAAUUUAAAACCUGUGUGCAAUAUUAUUGCACAAACUAUGUACUCCUAUUAAUUAAUAAUAUAAUUAAUGUAAUAAAGUAAAAGAAGGAUCAUAUUUUCUGAAAACAUGAAACUCCUAAUUGCUUCUUCUGGUCACAUACUCGCAUAUGGAAUCAAACCAUGAGUCUAUUAAGUUUAACUUUUGAAGUAACUUAUAGAUUUACCUCAAAAGGACAACAAUGUCUAUCAACAAAUGGGAGAUAACGUGAUUGUUUUAAUGAGGGUACUAACAUCUUAUAUGCGACUUCAUUUUUACUCGGUACUGGCUGAUUUUAACAUACUAGAAUCUGCUGAUCUCAACCCAAAAUUGGGGGUCAAAACAUGAUCACUGCAACAUUUCAUUGUUGACGUGGUUAGAAAACUAUAAACUCAUUGAAACGGUAGCUUAGUUGGAAUGUGUAAAGGUAUAUUACAGAAGACAUUAGUUUCAGAACAAAUAAAAACAUUGCUCGGCUUUAGAUACACAAUAAAGAUAUAAGACAUCAAUAAUAAUUACUCCGUAUUUAACAAAUUACAAAACGUUAGACAAACUGCAUAUGUUAUGUCAUUAACCAGUUCAUGUUUAAUAUAUUUCAAUCAUACACUCUUGAUAAUAAUCACCUUGUGUUUUUUUGAGAGAACGUCACACCACAGAUAUCAGUAUGUUCAUCCUGAAGUAACAAUGCGUGGAGUCAGAUUUCAUGUACAAAUUUUUAUCUCGCUUAUUCUUCUUAAGCAAAAGCUAGUGGGCACUAGAAAAUGUAUGGGUAAAUCUCUACAAAUAAACAUAGUAAAUAUUAUUUAAAAUUUAUUUAAAUAAAACGACUACAAAACUCGACACCAAUACCUUAAUGAGAUUCCAAAUAUCCACUGCAUCAAGUUCUGUUCAGAUUAGGUACUAGGUUUGAGUAAACGAAAGUUUGUUAGUAUUUCAAUUUUUUUUUUUAAAGUAGCUUAGAUAUGUGUGUCGAUUCAGGAAUAUAGGAAUGCUAAGUUAUUCGUUUUAUUAUGGCUUAGUACUACUAUAGGCUUUUCUACAAUAAUAUAGGUUUAUGAGUAGGAGGUUUUUAGUAUUGUAGUGGUAUUGUAAUCUCACAAUUAUCAUCGACUUCAUCAAAUCAUAUUCUCAUUAAAACUUCUUCUCAAGUUAUACUCGAAUAGUUUUUUGUUUAUUCUUUCAAUAAUUGUUUCAUUUUUUAAUGAGAAGGUUAAGUUGGGAAAGAAGUAAUAUUUCAUUAUGGUGCACUGUAGUUGCUUUUAGCGAAGUACUCCCUCCGGUCCCUAUUAAAGUUCCCAGUUUGACUUCACACAGAUUAAGAAAAUAAAUUUGACUUUACUAUGGAGUGUACUGUUUGGCACUGUUUGAACACUGUUUUGCACUGUUUUGUUUCCUACAAUGGAAGUGUGAACUUAAAUAAGGGACAUCCCAAAAAGGAAAGUGAGGACUUUAAUAGGGACCAGAGGGAGUAUUAUGUAUUCUUGAUUUCUAUUUUUUUAAAUGAAACUUCACGAUAGUGUUUUUACUUUGUAAAAAACUACCUAAAGUUUCAUUUUUUAGAAAUCAAGAAUACAUAACAUUUCCUCAGUUCUUAAUUAAAUACGUGUUAAAUUUUACACUAUUCACAUGUUUUACUUUGACUAAGUUUUAUUUAUUAAUGUCUUAAUAUAUAAUUUUUUAAAAAUAAAAGUUAAAUUUGUCUCAUUGUAUUCUUUUUGGAAAGAAAAUUACCUAUGUUUGUUUCAGUAGUUUCAGGGUCGUUACAUCAAUAAAAAAAUCAUAUCUGAUACCAACUACAUCUACCAACUAUGAUGGCUAACCUUACGAUUAGACAUUUAAACGAUCGUCUUUGAAAGAGUAACACGAAUUGUUAAUCUUGAAAUGAGCUUGACACAACUAUCAUUGGUCUUAUAGUUCCGUACUUCGAACAACUAUCAUUGAACCUAGCAACAUAGACUUUAAAAAGAAUUCAAACAACAAUUAUCAAUAAUUAAUUGAAUAAAUUUCUUGAACUCUAGCACCUUGUUCAACCUAUGGCAGUGGUUUGGGAAGGGGUCAAACCAUAGUACUACAGUGAUUGAUUUUCCAUCAUCGGUUGAACUCCGACCUUCACCAUAUUCGUUGCACCUCAACCCUUCUUGCCCCUCGUACAUGCUAGAGUAGCUGCUCAUCGUCAUCUUGGUCAUGGCAUCACGACCACUCGUAAUUGAAGCAACAUCUCUGGUUAGGGUCUGAACCAUACUCAUAUUCUCACCUUCCAUCCUAUGCCUUUCCAUUGAAGCGGAGAGAAACAUGAUUCUUGAAAACUCUAAAAUCGUCGAUGAAGAAAGCUUCGCGCAACCCAAAUCUCCCCUAGACCUGCUGGAAAAAAAUAUGAUUUUUUAAAUUUUUUAUACUAAUAGAGAAAAAUAUAUAUUAAUGGUCAAAGUUAUGCAUUAACAAACACAAAAAGUUGAUUAUUGCACUUAUUUACGAAUGGAGGAGGUAUUACAAGCAAACAAAGAUCGAAAAAUCAAAACCAAUUGAAAAUUCCAUUGAAAUCGAAUCAAAUUGAAUGAAAUCAAAAUUGACUAAUUUAUUGGCGGUUUGGUUUACGGCUUAUAGUUUAUACUUUCGAGUUAAAAACCAAUGAAUAAAAACCUAUUCACAAAAAAUUGAUCGGGAUGUGCGAAAAUUGAUUUGAAUCGUUACAAACUGAUUGAUAGCGACUCAAGUUGUGUUGUCUUAAUUUCAGAUUCACCUUUUCUAAAAGUCUGUUAAACUGAUUGGUUAAAAACCGAAUCGACUAAAAAUCGAACUGAUAAAAUUGAAAUCGUCGAAACCGACUCGAUGAGCACCCCUAACUUGUUUCAUGUCAUCUCCGUAGGGUGGACUAUGCAUGGAAUUUUGGUUGCACGUUAGGGAUGGACUAAACCGGGCUAGCUCGACCCGGAACCGGCCUAGCUCGACCUGGAACCGGCCCAGCUCGUUACUGUUUGGGCCCGAACCUGACCGGGACCGGUUGGCCGGUUCCGGGCUUUUAGCCCGUUUGGGCGGGCCGGGUUCGGGCCAGGCCUGGUUUAAUUUUUUUUUUCAAUUUUUUUGCUUUUCUAGGUUAGGGUUGGGUGUUUUGGGGGGGUUGGGGGGUGGGGGUGAAGGGGGGGGGGGGGUCGGGUGUUAAUUAGAAACAAAAAAAAUGAACUUGACUCGAGCCUGGCCCGGCCCGGUUAGGCCCGGACUUGGUAUCAACCCGGGCCGGUUCCGGGCCCAACAUUUUGCAAAAAAGCCCGCUCGGGCCCGGCCCGGAACCGGAACUGGACCGGCCCGGGUCCAUCCCUAUUGCACAUAGAAUUUUUUGGAGGGAAAGUUGAAUGGUAUUAUUGGUUGAAACAUUAUCGAUUGAAACAUUUACGUUAUUUAUAUCAUUGAUUUGUUUUAUUUGAGAGUUAAGGUAUCAAAAUGCAUCAAAUAAUAGUCCAGGUGCUUAAAAUUGACCGAAUUGACUGAAAUUGAUGAAAUUAUAACUAUAGCGAUUUAAUGGAGUAAUGUGUUGAGUUGUGAAAGUAUUACAUUCAUAAAAAAGUAUUAACAAAAUAAAAGAAUCUUGGGUAGUGAUCUUCAACAAUUUUAACAUGCCAAAUAAAAAAUACAAGUUUGAUAAAAAAAAGUGACUGAUAAGCGAAAAAUAGGUGUUAAUGUGGCCUCAAACAGUGAGAAUGUUUUCCAACUUUUAGCUUUUAAAUAGUUAGAAAAUAGUAAUGUUUUCCAACUUUUAGCUUUUAAAUAGUUAAAAAAUAGUGUUCCCAAACAACUUGUUUUGCUUAUUUUGAGCACUAUAAAGCUUAAAAGUAAGUGAAUGCGCGUUUUAAAAUGUUAUUUUUUUUUAUCUAUAACAACAAUAUCCAAAUCUUAAUUUCAAAAGAAUUUGGGGUCGGAUAACAUGAAAUUGAUAUGAUAUCGAUGCCAAACAGAGCUACAGACAGGGGAGUAAGAUAAAACGGAUAAAAUAAACAUAAAUAUAGAAGAUAAAACGAUAAAAGAAAAGAGAGGAGAUGUAGAGAAGACAUCAAUCGUCCAAAGUCAUACUCUCAUCCAAUCCAAGUUAUUGUUUUUUAUCUAUUAAACAAAAAUUACUUUUACUACUCUCAAUUUUAGUUUUUCAAAAUCACUUUUUUCAAACGUAUCAUUUUUAUUAUAUAUAAUCUCCAAUUAAUCAUUUCAUAGAAAUAGAAUUGAAUGCAAACCCUUCUAAAACAUCUAAUGCUGGUAUACUUUAGUUAGUAGGUACUCCCUCCGUCCCCUUUUAAAUGUCCCGGAAGAGGGUGACACGAAUUUUAAGAAAAGUAGGUUUGUGUGGUUGAUAUUAAUAGAUAAAGUAAGAAUAAAGUAAGAAUGAUUUUGAGCCACACAAACUUUACCAAAUAAGGUAUGGAACAAUUAAAUAGAGACAUCUAAAUAUGGUAAAAUGGGACAUUUAAAAGGGGACGGAGGGAGUAUAUUCUUUAACAAGAAGUCCCUCAGGAAAAAUUAGACACCUUUUUGAGGUACAAAGUCACUAUCCGACAACUUGUGUUUCGUAUCAACUUUGUGUCUUUUACAACACGAUCCCAAAAGUAAUAAUCUAAUAAAAUUGUCAUUCAUUUUUGGCGUUGUAGGUUUGUUGGACUACCGAACGAGGACAGUUAUUUGGGCUUCGUUGAGUGGAUUCACAUGUUGGUCCGAUGUGGUUGGGUCUCAUCGGCCCAGCCCAGACUUGUAGUGAUGCUACCACCGCCAUAAAUUAUUUUGUGGUGUUUUUAUCCUUUCUUUUUGUUAGUGUAGUGCUUUGUUCAGACAGUUAUCAGUAAUUAUUUCGCAAUCAUUAGUUAAUGACUUUUAAUUUCGUGUUUCAAUUUAGACUGAUAGGAAGAGAUGUUCCCCAAUAAACUUCAACUUUAACAUAGACGUAUUUUAAAACAGCCUCCUGCAAAAUCUCUUAAUUCUUGAACUUUCCCACUUCAAGAAAUGGAAUUUAACAAAUCAC